UCGCGAUAGUUCGUAAUGACGUGUGAGCAUUGGAUAUAAACAUGGAGGAGAGAGAAGCGCUGAAAAGGCAAAUUGAUCUUUUGCAAAAUCUCAUCAAUACCCACAAGAGUGUCCAUGGUGAUGCCCCAUCUAGUUCUGGCCAGCAGUGGCACCUAGUGAGACAGUCAGCACCGACACGAAGCAGCUCAUCUAGUAACCACAGAUUACCGACUCAGGGCGGACCUUACCCGCCCCUGCACAACCCUCAACCCACAGGAUACUGGAAGAAAACCUACUCCCUGAGUAACAAGACCAUCUUAGCCCAGCACAGCAGACUAUCUACACAGACUGCCAAGCCCUCUUUGGAGCAACAGGUCAAACUUACACAGACUUCCAAUCCCUCUUUAGAACAGCUGGGUAGACCUACACAGACUUCCAAGCCCUCUUUGGAGCAGCUGGUUAGACCUACACAGACUCCCAAGCCCUCUUUGGAGCAGAAGGUUAGACCUACACAGACUCCCAAGCCCUCUUUGGAGCAGAAGGUUAGACCUACACAGACUCCCAAGCCCUCUUUAGAGCAGCAGGUUAGACCUACACAGACUCCCAAGCCCUCUUUGGAGCAGCAGGUUAGACCUACACAGACUUCCAAGCCCUCUUUAGAGCAGCAGCGUAGACCUACACAGACGGCCAAGUCCUCUUUAGAGCAGCAGUUCAGACCUACACAGACUGCCAAGUCCUCUUUAGAGCAGCCCUUAGUUUCUGCUGCACAAAAUGCCUCUAGUGGAUUUCUUUCUCUUCAUGCUACAGGCACCUUGCAGCCCCACCACAGUAGUAAGGACCUCAACAUGGGAGAAAAUGAUGGAAGUAAAGAUCCAACAGGGCCAGGGAGCCAGCGGUAUGUCCUCACUGGGGGAGCGAGAAGAACCAGGACGGGGACAGCCAGCGGUCCCACAGAUUUUGAGACUGAACCCAGCAGAAGAGGCAUAGCACUAGGUGGCCUGGUUGAGUUGGGAGUGUCUGAGCUGACAGGUCCUGGACCUCCAGAGGACCAACAGAGAGAAAGGGAAGGGAGCAAUGGGUCUGGACAAACUGACUUGUCUGGUCUCUCUGCCAAAGCGAACAGGCUUCAGAGCACUGCUCAGUUACAUAUUAAACCUCGACUGACUGGGAAAACCAAUGUAGCUGUUAAGCCCACUGUGGCAAAGGCAGUCGCCUCCAAUUCCACCCCUAUCGAUACUACAACUCUGCCCUUACCUCUUCAACCUCUUCUCUCAGCUCCCCUUAGUGGCUGUCUCAGGUCCAAACCCAGGCCAAGCCCGCCCCAGGAAGUCUCCUCUCCCCAGAGACACUCCAUGUUCACAUGGGUUAAGAGCCAUCAACCUGGAGGACCUGGGCCCAGCCAGGACCAUACCCAACCUCAGCCGCCAGUCGAACUCAGCCUCACCCCAAUUCCAGUUUCACAUCCUGGGGUCCAUAGAGUUUCCUCACCCAGCUCCAAUAGGAGAACCUCAGCCCCCAUCAAGAAGGUCUCUCGUAGGCUCAGUUUAUCCACUGCAGUACCUAAAACCUCCAGGUACAGCUGGGUGUCCUCUUCCACAGGGGGUCAGGCCCGGUUGACCCGGAAGCCCCUCUCAGCCAAAGCCGCCGCCCUAGCUUUGUCCCACAUAGCUCCGGAAGAGGGGCUAGCCAAGAAGCCAAAAUCUCCAAAUCUUUUGGCUAAACAUCCCAGUAGUCGGUACCGCUGGAAGGCGUGGUCUGGGAUUGGUGGGCAGACUGGCUUAGGGACGGAGGGUGGGGCAGGCGCCAGGCGUGGGUCUGUGUUCCGCUGGUCCUCAGAGAAACAGAAAGGGGCCAAAGGGCUGUCGGUUGUGCUUCCAGCGGCUCCUCUACACAACACUGUGCCUGCCUCCCCACCCUCACCCGGAGGAUUCAAACUCCGGAGCAGGAUGAAGAUUAUCAGGAGGUCAGCUAGCAGUGGUUCUGGGUUGGAACGGCGGUCCAGCCCAGCAGCCAUGACCCAGAGUAGCCCCUACUCCCUCCGCCGGCGGACGCACCCUCCGGUCCGGAGCCCAGCGGCUGUGAGGAGGACCCUGUCUCGUGAGCUGGUCUCGUUUGGCAGACACAAGCUAAGGCGUCUCUCAGCCAGCCCCUCGAAGACUGGUCCCGCCUCCACGCAAGCCCAUGCAUCUCAGAGGGUGUUCAGAACGCGCUAUAAAAUAGUCACGCGCCUGGGCGGAGCUGCUGGACACACCCCUCACUAUAGCCACGCCCUCUCCUGGAGAGCCAAGAGGAUCCAGACAGCCAGGAGUGUGCUUCAGAGUCGUUUGCGUCCCCCGGGACAGGAGAGGCAUCCAGCAGCCCAAAACUGGAGAAGCAGAGGGCGGGGCAUGCGCUGGAUCGGUGGAACCCUCUACAGUGUCUCGGCCAAUAAGCUGUCCCGCACCGUGGCGGCCAUUACGCCAAUUAACAGGACAGUGAGAUGGUCCAGUCCACAGCAAACCACCUCAACCACCUCUAGCACAUUUUUCCGUCCGUCCAGCACGCGUUUUGUGGCCAGUCGCGUGGUUCAGAGGAGUUUAGCCAUCAUCAGACACGCCCGUCAGAAGAAGCCUCAGAGGCACUACUGCAUGUACUACAACCGCUUUGGCAAAUGUAACCGCGGCAACACCUGCCCCUACAUCCAUGACCCUGACAAGGUGGCUGUCUGUACCAGAUUCCUGAGGGGUACGUGCAAGCAGACAGAUGGCACGUGUCCAUUCUCCCAUAAAGUAGCCAAGGAAAAGAUGCCUGUGUGUUCCUACUUCCUGAAGGGUAUUUGUAACAACAGCAGCUGUCCCUACAGCCAUGUUUAUGUGUCCCGCAAGGCUGCUGUGUGCCAGGACUUCAUCAGGGGAUACUGCCCUCAGGGAGAGAAGUGUAAGAAGAAACACACCCUGGUGUGUCCAGACUUCUCCCGUAACGGUUCCUGUCCCAGAGGGGCCAAGUGUCAGCUCCAGCACCGCCAGAGAGCCAAACGGAGUGCUCCCACCACCGGCCCCUCCGCUUCCCUGGCCAAGAAGGCUCCCUCCAAGAGCCCGGUAGUGGUUCUCCACCAGGCCCUGGCAACGGAGAGUUCUCCGGCAGAUCCAGGACCACCCUUAUCCUCUGGGGCUCCUCACGUCACCAUGCUGCCGUCCUUCAUCUCUCUCUCCAGCUCCCCCGAAGAACCAUAUCCCCCGGACACCCCCCCCGCCAACGGGUCAGGAGUCCCAGAGAGAAUAUUACAGAUCAAACCUCGACUGUAGAUCACCAUCAACUGAGUGGAGUCUGCCUGAACACAACAUGAUCUUUGAAGAUGCUACAGAGAGGUACAUGUUGAAUGCUUAUGGAUGCUCUGAGUAUUCUGAGACCCAUAUCUAGAUCUGCUGUAUGGCAUUCUUAUGGUCUAGAACAGGGGUGGUCAAAUGAACCUUGAGCCAAUGUAUUCUUGAACAAAAAUACUAAUAUACACUUAAACAUCUGAAAUGAGAUUGAAGAUAUGUUGGAAUUAUAUAUUUUUUUAUGUAUGCAAUUAUCUGGCCUGGAAAUUGAUUUUGACAAGCAGGACACAGUGGCUGUUGAUCCGAAAGUUUUCCCACCCCUGGACUAGAAUGUAGCUCUCUUCCUAGUUGGUUUUAUGAACUCAUACAUUUUAAUACUGACAUGAAGUUUGUCAUACAGAUUGUGUUGAUAUAUGAACAUGUAAAAAAAAAAAAAAAAUGUAAAUUGAAGAGUAAAGAAUUUUGAAUAAAAUGAAAAUGUACAUGCCUUUAUUGGACUUUGUCAUGCUCUUGGUUCAGGAUAGGGUGUGUGCAUGUGUGCGUGCUGACAGACAGUGCCCUGAAAACAAAGGAAGAAGAGAGACAUGCGCGUAGUGACAUCACUGUGUGUGAUCUGCUUUAAGGCCCAGGUCUUCGGAGAAAAGGCCAGCCGGCUCAUAUCCACAAACCCUGUGCCUUGUAUCUUCUCCCAGAAUCCUGCUCUGCUUCCCUCUCACCCUCUCUCCCACACUCUAUGUAAUAUAA
Messenger RNA from Esox lucius (northern pike), 4022 nucleotides. RefSeq names its product zinc finger CCCH-type containing 3 (gene zc3h3). Gene Ontology annotation, cellular component: nucleus. Lineage: Eukaryota; Metazoa; Chordata; Actinopteri; Esociformes; Esocidae. Gene Ontology annotation, molecular function: metal ion binding. The record is from RefSeq and is a predicted model, not a curated record. The transcript has 12 exons. The coding region runs from base 42 to 3263 and encodes 1073 amino acids.